Boleophthalmus pectinirostris (great blue-spotted mudskipper) is the source of this 951-nucleotide messenger RNA. RefSeq names its product zeta-sarcoglycan-like. Gene Ontology annotation, biological process: heart contraction; cardiac muscle tissue development. The record is from RefSeq and is a predicted model, not a curated record. NCBI's taxonomy places the organism in Eukaryota, Metazoa, Chordata, Actinopteri, Gobiiformes, Gobiidae. The coding region runs from base 1 to 951 and encodes 316 amino acids. Gene Ontology annotation, cellular component: sarcolemma; sarcoglycan complex. The transcript has 8 exons.
AUGGCCUUUCGUUCUGAUCAAGGUGUGUUUGCUUUGCAGAUUACCCAAGAGCACUACAUCCUGGCAUCGCAGUCUCUCCACCUGCCCCGGCCUGGCUGUGAGGGGAACGGUUGCGAGGGGGGCGGUCCGGGCGUGGUGUACGGCUGGAGGAAGAGGGGGCUCUACUUCUUCCUGCUCCUCCUCCUCGUCACUAUGAUCGUCAACCUGGCGCUCACCGUGUGGAUCCUCAAGGUCAUGAACUUCUCUAUGGACGGGAUGGGCAGCCUGAAGUUGAACCAGGAUGGCAUCCGGGUGGAGGGGAAAUCCGAGUUUCUGUCUCCUCUUUAUGUGAAUGAGAUCCAGUCCAGAGGGGAAGGUUUAUUUGUCCUGAAGUCUGAGAAGAACGUGACAUUAAACGCACGAAAUGACCAGGGACUACUGACGGGUCAGCUGACCGUAGGACCAGAGUCUGUGGAGGCCCAGUGUCAGAGACUGGAGGUGCGCAGCAGUGAAGGAGGAAGACUUCUGUUUACUGCAGAGGAAGAGGAAGUCGUCAUGACAACAGAGAAAUUCACCAUUACAGGCUCUGAAGGAGCAGUUUUUGGUCAUUCAGUGGAAACCCCCUUAAUCCUGGCCAAGUCCACAGAAGACCUCAAGUUGGAGUCUCCCACACGGACUCUGACCAUGGAGGCUCCGCGGGGGGUGGAGGUGAGCGCGGCGCAAGGCUUUCUGCAGAUCAGCGGCAGAAAAGACCUGCAGCUGGAGUCCACAGAAGGAGAGAUACUUCUAGAUGCCAACAUUAUCCAGCUGGGGAAUCUUCCACUUGGCACGUUUUCGAAGUCCCCACCCCAGGCGGCCUAUGAACAGUCCAUAUACGAGGUCUGCGUUUGCCCCAGUGGGAAAGUCUACUUAUCUCCGGCCCAAAGUAGCUCUACCUGCCAAAUAAUGAACAAUAUCUGCCUUUGGAGUUGA